This is a messenger RNA of Naegleria gruberi, 456 nucleotides long. RefSeq lists its product as uncharacterized. The coding region runs from base 1 to 456 and encodes 151 amino acids. Lineage: Eukaryota; Heterolobosea; Eutetramitea; Acrasida; Naegleriidae. The transcript has a single exon. The record is from RefSeq and is a predicted model, not a curated record.
AUGAACAGAAACCAAGCCACUUCAACACUUCCAAAUACAACUUAUCAGAAAGCAGACGAAACUUUAGAUUCCCAAGUUAUGAUGAAUGUCUUUAAAAAGAACAAUAAACAAAAUACACCCACCAUGCAACAAUACAACCAAAUAAUUUGGAAACGAAUUGAUACUCCAGUUGGUUCCUUUUUCAAAGAAGCUCCACUUUCGAAUAGAUCCAAACGAAAGACACAACAAAUCAGCAAAAAAGAAAUGCUACAAGUGUUGCAUCUUCCUCAAAAUCAAGCAAGUAAAUUACUCGAUUGCAGUUUAUCCACAUUGAAGAGAAGAUUCUACGAAUUGAAAGACGAUUUUGGACUAAAGUCUUGGCCUCAAUGUUUUGCAGAAGUGAGGCAUUUGCCAAUAUUUCGUCAAAUUUAUCCAAUGAGUUUAGAUUUCAUAUUGAAUACCCAUGAAAAAAUGUAG